CUAUGCUUUUUGUUUCUCGCGCUGAAGCCUCAUGUUAUCUAAAACGUUCUCCAGCGCCAUGUCAGAGACUCCGAAUCCUUUGGAUUGUAUGCGCGAACUCGCCCUCGCUUUCCCUUCUCCGGCCAAAGUUUGAAAGAAACACAACCCCGUCCCAUCCCAGCGACGCUUUUUGAGCAGUGCAGUCACUGUCCUCCCCGGCACUUGAGUUUUGGCACCAAACUACAGCCUGCCCUGCCUCCGGUUAAAGGACGAAGAACGCACAACGCCGCUGGCCCUCUCCCUCGCCAAACCGGCUACGUGAUGCAAUAAGCCGCCGGCCCCCCGGAAAGGGUGGCUCCUCCUUGGGCAACCGGCAGGGCCGCGCCUGGACGCGCUCCUCCCCCCCCCCCGCUUCUGCACUGGGGCGGGGAGAAGUGAGGCGGGCCGAGAUCACGGCUUAGCGAGCCGAGUAGACGGCUAGCGCCGGGCUCCGGGACGGUUCCCUUUUGCUUCUCCAAGUGCGCCCUGGGCGCUCCAUCCUUCCCUUCCUUGCCUGCGUGGAUCGAGACUCCGGAUGCCGUUCCCCGGCGGCUUGUGGUGGUUGCUGUGCUGCAGGCAAGGAUUCACUUUGCUCCGACGCGACUAUGGCGAGGCAGGCAAAGGGGUGGCAGACGAAGAGGAAGCCGAGGAGUCCUUCGAACUGCGCAGCAAACGCGACGAGGGUCCUCCCUUGCAGGUGAACCUCACUCAGCCAAGUCGUGCUAGCAGCGGUUCUGAAAGGUCUUUGCCAGUGUCUGAAGAAACGCACAGUCUUAUUACAGAGAAGAAGUGUGGGAGAGUGCAAGAAGAACCUGAUGCUAUUGUGAAAGGCUGGCUACAACGAGAGGUCCGGGGAGGUAUAAAGACCCCUUGGCUACGUCCCCGCAAGUACUGGUUUGUGUUAACGGAGGAUUCCCUUGACUACUAUAGUGGGUGCGAGGUGAGCGCCCGCCGCCUUGGGUCCCUUGUCCUCACCAGUCUCUGCUCUGUGCUGUGGCCCGACAAGCAGACCUACAAGGAGACAGGAUACUGGGCAGUGACUGUUUUUGGUAGAAAGCACUGCUACCGUCUCUACACAGAGCACUUAAACGAAGCCGUGCACUGGGUUUGUGCUCUGCAGAAGGUCAUCAUCAGCAAGGCCCCUGUCCAGACCCCCACACAGCUCCUCAUGUGUGACAUUGAGGAGAAUCAUAACAGCCCAGAAAUCCUGGAUCAAAUUUAUCACAAUAAUCCUAUCCUGUGCUACACGGCUGGUCCAAUCUAUGCACCUCUGCUGCCUUUCCCUUAUGCAGCUCCUGGCGGCCAAGGGUAUGCAGGGCUUCGCGAUGAAGCUGUCAAGCUGUUCCAUUCACUGCAACAGCUGGAGGGGGUGCGAGAGCCAGCCAUCCUCAUGCAGGGGGUGUUGCAGACAUGCCAUGACCUCCCACCCCUGGUGGAUGAGAUCUACUGCCAACUGGUGAAGCAGACUACAGAGCCACCUGAACCGGGGGCGCCUGCAGACCUGCGCUACUGGCAGCUGCUCAUUUGCAUGAGCUGCACAUUCAUGCCUUCCCUGCCUGUGCUGUGCUACCUGCAGCUGCACCUCCAGCGGACAGAGAACCGGUUCCCAGGCUCGGAGAUGGCUCGGUUUGGACGCUUCAUCACAGAGGCCCUGAGCAACACCAAGGGGCAAGAGAGUGUGCCUUCCUUGGAGGAGAUUGCAGGGCUGAUGGGAUGUCAGGAAACGGUUUGUGGCGUGCAUUGCUCCAGCACCGUCACCUGCCAUGUGGCCAUCACCUCCCACACCACAGUCCAGGAGGUGGCCCUGGAACUGAUGUUGCGCCUGGGCCUGUCAUGUAGCCCCAACUCAUUUGUCCUCUAUGAGGAGAGCUGGCAGCAUGUGCGCUCCCUUCCAGAGGAUGUACUGGUGGCAGAUGUCCUCAGCAGAUUUGAAAGCUCAGCUGAGGAAGAGCCACACUGGAAGCCGCCUGGGAGACUCUGGUUCAGGCAUUACGGGUGUUUGAACAUGGAGUGCGUCCCCUGCAAAAGCCAGGAGUUUGCAGUGCUCUUUGAACAGGGCAUUUCUCGUUGGAGCAUUGUCUGCUGGACUGUGGGUUGGCUCGUCUCUGGCCAAGCAGCAGAUGGAGUGGAAGCACCAUUUCCAGGAGGAGGCAGUCUCUCUGCUGGAGGUUGUCAUGUACAAAUGGAAGCAGUUACAGGUGGCUGCUUACCUCAACGUGGUGGGCAAGUGGUUGGCCUUUGGGUCUGCCCUCUCUGAUGUAGACGUUCAUCAGGUGAAAGAUUGGGCAGCACUUACAGAUGAGCAUAUUCAGCAAGGCACUGCAGCAGGAGACUCCCAUGGCUACCAUACUGCAACAAAGGAGGACUGCACUUAACCUGUCAGUGAUGGGAUCCUGCCCAUGGUGACUGGCUCCUUUUCCCCGACAGAAGCCUUGAAGGCCAGGGAUAGUGCCUUCCCAGUCAGACACUUGUAGUAAAGAUACCAGUGAUACUUUACGCUCCUAAGGAGCUGGAAAUUAUGUCCUCUCCUGUGUAGAGGGAUUCCCUACCCCCUCCCACUUGUGUAAAAAAUUAUUUAUGUCAACAGAUGUCCUGUCCUUGGUUUGGUCUCUUGCAACAAGUAGUUGGCACCCUCUCUUUUCCUGCCAGUAAAGCUGCAGGCAGCUUUACAGUGUGCCUACACCUCAUAUCAUCUGGUCUAUAUAGACCUUGCAGUAUUUUCACUCACUCACACGUAAAGAAAUGUCAGAGAGCAGCAGAAGAGGUGGGAGGGCCCCAGAAGCGUCUUAUGCCUGUGGCUGUCCUUUGUAAAACCGUUUUUUAAACAAAUAAAUGUAGAGAAACCAAA
Molecule: messenger RNA, 2866 nt
Organism: Rhineura floridana
Lineage: Eukaryota; Metazoa; Chordata; Lepidosauria; Squamata; Rhineuridae
Gene: PLEKHH3
Product: pleckstrin homology, MyTH4 and FERM domain containing H3
Exons: 12
Coding region: 554-2275 (573 amino acids)
Biological process (GO): signal transduction
Cellular component (GO): cytoskeleton
Source: RefSeq, a predicted model, not a curated record